Messenger RNA from Scatophagus argus, 3627 nucleotides. RefSeq names its product protocadherin-20 (gene pcdh20). The record is from RefSeq and is a predicted model, not a curated record. Gene Ontology annotation, cellular component: plasma membrane. Lineage: Eukaryota; Metazoa; Chordata; Actinopteri; Scatophagidae. Gene Ontology annotation, molecular function: calcium ion binding. The coding region runs from base 113 to 2782 and encodes 889 amino acids. Gene Ontology annotation, biological process: homophilic cell-cell adhesion. The transcript is spliced from 2 exons.
UAAGGCAUAGUCCUCAGCUGAGGUCUGCGCUGCUCAGCUCUCAAAAUGCCUAGGUUACUUAUGCUGUCACUCUUCUUGCUGUAAGUGAAAGGUGCUGGACUAGGACAUAAACAUGUUACACAGAAGACACAGCAGCCUUAGCAAAAGAGGAGGAAUAUGGGGAGUGUGCAUCCUCUUGCUUUACACCAGCCCUCUUUCCUGUUUUGCAAAUUUUAGACAAGCAAAAGAACUCAUCUAUAAAAUAAAGGAGGGAUUACCCCGGGAGACCUUCAUUGGGGCCAUUGGAGUAGACUUAAAUUUGGAUUUCACUGUUGAGCCCCCCUUUUUAUUCAGUCUCCUGCAAAAGAAGGUCAGUGAACAGUAUGUGAACCUAAAUAAUACCACGGGGGAGCUUUACACAUCUGCUACAGAGAUUGACAGGGAGACCCUCUGUCCUGAUAACUCAGAGGGCCAGAGAUGUGUCCUCUCACUGGACGUGUUUAUUUUGCCUCAGCAGUACUUUCAGCUCAUCAAAGUGAAGAUCUUUAUUGAGGAUGUGAACGACAACAGGCCAAAGUUCCCUGUGGAUGAGAUCUGUAUGUCUGUCCCAGAAAAUACACUCAUCAAUGCUCGUUAUGCGGUAGAGCAGUCUGCUGUUGACCCCGACCUGGGUCCUUAUGGAGUGCAGACCUACUGGCUUGUUAAUGACUUUGGUAUGUUCACACUGGACGUUGAGGAGAAUGAGGGAGGUGAGCUGACACCCUUUCUCAUUGUGACAGAGGCUUUGGACAGAGAGACCCAGGCUGAAUACAUUACAGAUAUCAUUGCAGAAGACGGAGGGACCCCUCCUCUACUCGGUGCCGCUACUUUGAAAAUCGUCAUCACAGACGUGAACGAUAACUGCCCCCAAUUCACAGAGUCACAAAUUAAUGUCACUCUGCAUGGGAAUACCAGCAAAGGGGCACAUUUGGCACGUUUGCAUGCUUUUGACCCUGACCUUGGUGCUAAUGCUCAGAUCAGCUAUGCUUACAGUGAACGUGUGCCAAGGGACACCAGGAGCUUGUUCCAUUUGGACAGAAUCACAGGAGUGAUCAAGCUAGCAGGAAAAAUAGACCCUGGCACAGCCACAUUUUACAAGCUAACUGUUCUGGCCAAUGGACCUGGUUGUAUCCCUGCUGUUGCCACUGUUACUGUCAAUAUUAUCAAAGUUGUUACAGGACCCCCUAAAGUCAUAACUCGAUACAUUGCACCAGAAAAGGAUGGAGUGGUGACAAUAAAAGAGUCUGAGCCAGCCUUUUCUCCAAUAGCUUUUUUUACUGUCAAAAAUAUUGAUAUAAACCAAAGGGUGCAUUGCCAUUUGGAAGGGACUGGUCCCUUCAGGCUUGGCCCCUAUCAGCCAUUUAAGAAUGAAUAUCUGUUGGAGACUACAGAGCCCUUGGACUAUGAGAAAACACAGGAGUAUGAGAUAACUGUGGUUGCCAAGAGUACUCGAGAUCUUGUAAUCAAGACCUUCCUUAAGGUGCAGGUGCUGGAUGAGAAUGAUAAUGCACCAGUGUUUCAACAGUCUUUGGUUAAAAUAUCUGUUGAGGAGAACAAUCCGCCAAAUACCUUUCUGGCCCAGCUCCAAGCCACAGACCAGGAUAGCGAAAGCCGAGGGGACGUAAUCUACCUCCUUGGAGGUGAUGCCCCGGGAAUGUUUCUUGUUGAUCGUGUGACAGGUGUCCUGACUGUGGCCACAUCGCUUGAUCGUGAGGAGAAAGAGACAUACCGUUUCAUUGUGAGAGCAGUGGACCAAGGGACACCACGGAGAGAAUCGAUAGCAACUGUGGUGUUGACCGUUCAAGACCGCAAUGACAACAGUCCACGCUUCAUCAAUAAGGACUUCACAUUCUUUGUGCCUGAGAACUUCCCAGGGUAUGGUGAGAUUGGGGUCCUCUCUGUGACCGAUGCUGAUGCUGGGGAAAAUGGCUGGGUGGCCCUUUCCAUCGUCAAUGGCAGCGACAUCUUCAUGAUAGACACAGGCCGAGGGGCGCUGAGGGCCAAGACAUCACUGGACCGUGAGCAACAAGGGACAUACCAGCUUUGGAUUGAAGCCGUUGAUGGUGGGGAGCCUGCACUUUCCAGUAUUACUAUGGUGACUGUGCUACUGUUGGAUGUAAAUGACAACCCACCUAUUGUCCUCUUCCCUCAGUCCAAUCAGUCUUACAUGCUAGUACUACCCAAUACACUACCAGGAACAUCAAUCACAGAGGUCUACGCUGUGGAUAAGGAUACAGGCAUGAAUGCUGUGAUUGCCUAUAGUAUCAUUAAGAGGAAAGGUGGCGAGCCAGGGUCAUUUGCCAUUGACCCAGAGACAGGAAAUAUCACAUUAAAGAGGGAGCUCAGCAACAGGGGGCUCUACAGCCUCCUGGUAAAGGUCAGUGAUCACGGUCAACCUGAACCGCUUUACUCAACAAUAAUGGUUAACUUCUUUGUGAAUGAAACAGUGAGCAAUGAGAGCUACAUUCAGAGCCUACUGACCAGAGAGGCUGACAUUGAAGUAGAGGAGAGGCCUUGGCACAUUGGCCAGAUGAGAGAGGGACCUGAGAGGUAUGAGGUGUUCCACUGUCAGCCUGUUCUCAUUGCUCUUUCAGUUACAAGUCUGGGACUGUUCUUUUUGGUUGUUACACUGACAUCUUACAUAUGUUGUAAGAGAUUUAAAAAGCACAGAAAGAAAAGAUCAGAAGUCGAGAUACCUUUAAAAAUGAAGAAUGAUUCAAAGCAGGUUGUGAACAGAAAGCUCAGGCAGAUCUCAAACAUCUGAUUUUCUGUUGUCCACACAUCCAAAACCACCACUGUUUACAUGAAUGUUUACAAAACUCACUGUGAAAAGUGUAGUUCUUACAUGAAGUUGCUCUUUUUGCUUUUGUCAUAUGAUUGCUAUUACUGCAAUAUAUUGUGAUUUGACUUAUAUGCCAUCAAUUACUAUAAUUUAAAAAGGAACACACUAUCAGUCUCUAAUAUCUAUGAAUCAUGACAUUUAUUCAAAUGAAAAGAGUCAGAUCACCAAAAUAAAGAAUAAAUUAGUAUUGAUAUCAGUGUAAUACGAACUUCAUUACAAAGUCAUAAGAGCAAUUCUUUACAGAGUACUCAGAGUCUAAGAUCCUAUGUAAAUAUUGUACAAAAUGUUUUACAACUUUAUACAAAACUUUUGUAUUGCAUGAAAAGAACAAAAGACAGUUCAAGGCACAACAAAUAUUUCUUUCUUCAUUGUCAUUUCAGAAAAUUUCUAUCCUUUUACACUACCCCAGUCAGUUAUGUGAAAAAAUGAUGAAAAGUGAUUAGAAAUCUAUUUAUUUAACAAAUGAAUCUUUAUCUCUAUCCAUAAAAUAACCAUACAUUUUAAAAUUCAUCAAUGCAGAAAAGACUGAGCAAAGUGUAUUUAUUCAAGGCAUUUUAAUCCUGCUAUAUUUAGAAAGUUCAACAUGUCAAUACACAUCAAAUUCAAUAGGUGUGUCAUGCAUGUAAAAUUUUUAAAUCUUAUUUUCAUGACACUGAAUAACUUUAAUUAUGUCCAAACCUCUGCCAUUAUGCUGCAAAUUACAUACAUCAUUGUCCUUUAUACAAUCAUGCAAUUCUCAAUGUGUCUGUAAGUGUUUGUGAAAGAAA